This is a messenger RNA of Hymenoscyphus albidus, 1487 nucleotides long. The record is from the annotation of a GenBank genome assembly. Lineage: Eukaryota; Fungi; Ascomycota; Leotiomycetes; Helotiales; Helotiaceae.
ACUUUGAAACCAUAAAACCUUUCACUUCAUAAACCUCAUCGCCCAUUCACAAUCGCACUGUAUCGUACUUCAUACCUCAUACCGCUUCUAAUCAGAGUUCAUCUCACACGCUCCUUCGACUUUCCACUUUCCUACUCUUCCAUUUUCUGCCAAAAAGAUCCAACGACUCCCUUUCCAUCCGUCGUACCGACCAAGAUUUGACUCCAACUAGCCAAGUAACACGCGCUCAACGACCAAGACGACGAUAGCGCCAGCGAGUGACUCUCGCAUAUCGACCGCACUCGGCAUCAAAGGCAGGAACCUGAAGGGCAUCGGAAACGCGCUCAACUCUCGAAAUGGCAGUAUCUUCAAUUCAGGACCGAACCAACGAGUUCAGGUCCGUCCUCACACAAGUUCAGAAACGACAAGCUUCCUCCAAGAUAGGAUCGCAAAGACAGCCGCUCCUCACAGAUGCACAAAAGGCCAAUGGAGGAGUAGAUGGGGAUUCUAAGCCACACAGGUCGGAGUUUGCGAGGAGGGCAGCUGAGAUUGGUCGCGGAAUUGGGGGAACGAUGGGGAAGUUAGAGAAGCUGGCGCAACGUUAGUAACCUGAAAGCUCCUUUAUUUCUGUCCUAGAAAAACAGUAUGGGUCGUAAUAUUCAACGUACUGACAAACGACUGCAGUCGCAAAACGAAAAACCCUUUUUGACGAUCGACCGGUCGAGAUCAACGAGUUGACCUUUAUCAUCAAACAAGACCUGUCCUCCCUAAACCAGCAAAUUUCCUCUUUACAAUCACUAUCUAGAGCGCAACAUCCUAAAGCAGAUCAACUGGGGGAACACAACAAAAAUGUGGUGUUUAUGCUUCAGGGGAAGCUUACGGACGUAUCGGUCAAUUUCAAAGACGUUCUAGAGGUCCGGACCAAGAAUAUCCAAGCAUCUCGAUCGAGAACAGAAAAUUUUGUCUCCUCCGUAUCCGCAAACACCGCCCCCGCAAUAUCACAAUCCGCAUCUCCCUUGUACAGUACACCAAAUCGCGGUUCACCCGGUCCGGGACAAGAUCUCUUAUCAUUAAACCCGAUGGGAGAUCAACAAUUAUUAAUGAUGGAGGAAGCACAGCCGCAAAACCAGUAUAUCAACCAGAGAGGGGAGGCCAUAGAGGCAAUAGAAAGAACGAUUAGCGAACUCGGUGGGAUUUUCGGACAAUUGGCAUCCAUGGUUUCGGAACAAAGUGAAAUGAUUCAACGAAUCGAUGCGAAUACGGAAGACGUGGUGGAUAACGUACAGGGUGCUCAGAGAGAGUUACUCAAGUACUGGUCACGGGUGUCUGGCAAUCGCUGGUUGAUUGCAAAGAUGUUUGGUGUACUCAUGAUAUUUUUCUUGUAAGCUUCCUCUCCCCUUACUUUUUGAUUACACAAAGCACAUUCACUAAUUUUGAUGAAAUAGACUCUGGGUUCUGAUAGCAGGAUAGACCUGUUGAAUAAGACUAGUUUUGGGGGUCUGUAAUAU